AUGUCUGGAAAAGUUCCCGUGUAUCGUCUACCACCUUUACCUCGUCUUAGAGUGAAAAAGCCUGUUAUUAAACAAGAGACAAACAGAUGUCUCGUAUUAAUGUCAAAUCUUCUACAAUGUUGGUCUUCUAAUGGACAUAUGAACCCAGCUUGUGCAGACCUAGCAGCACAGUUGAAGGCAUGCACUUCGGAGACUGCCCUAGGGAAGACGAACAAAGAACAAAAGAGUAAUAUCAACUAUCACGCUGCUAGACUAUAUGGUAAGAUUAGCGGUAAACCACAUGAUUGA
Messenger RNA from Maudiozyma barnettii, 288 nucleotides. RefSeq names its product mitochondrial 37S ribosomal protein mS37 (gene MRP10). NCBI's taxonomy places the organism in Eukaryota, Fungi, Ascomycota, Saccharomycetes, Saccharomycetales, Saccharomycetaceae. Gene Ontology annotation, molecular function: structural constituent of ribosome. Gene Ontology annotation, biological process: mitochondrial translation. The transcript has a single exon. The record is from RefSeq and is a predicted model, not a curated record. Gene Ontology annotation, cellular component: mitochondrial small ribosomal subunit. Bases 1 to 288 code for a protein of 95 amino acids.